UUUUUCCCCUAAAAAAAGGAGUCAAAAUUAUCUAAGAAUUCCACCAUUGUUGUCUCUUUUCUAAAAUAUCUCCUUCAUAGGCAUCGAAACUUCUUCUCUAAGUAUCAAAAAUUUCUUAGUUUACUCCAUUCACACACUGUUAGAUCGAAAAUAAUCCCUAGAUACAACAACCCCAUUUCAUAUAUUUUUGUUUGUCUUACUAUUAAUGCUUAGAUCUGUUCUGCAUUUUAUCUUUCUUUUCUUGAUAGAUUCAUAGUUUGUUUUGUUUGUUUGUAUUAAAGAUUGAAUCUUUGAGGUUUAAUUUGCUGUUUUACACAACGUGGGAUUCAAAAAAGUACAUUUUUUGAAUGUACUUGACCAAGAAAGCAUAUUCCCCUUCUUCUACUUUUGUUACAUUAAGAGGGGUGUUCUUGAUUGCUAGAUCUGUUCUGAAUUUUCACCAUUUAUAGUUUGGUUGUGAAAAAAGAUUCAAUCUUUGGGGUUUAAAUUGUUUAUUACACAAUGGGGGAUUCAAAAAAGUACAUAACAGCUGAAGAGUUAAAGAAGCAUAACAAAAGAGAGGAUAUAUGGAUCUCUGUUCAGGGGAAAGUUUACAAUGUGACAGAUUGGAUUAAGCAACACCCUGGUGGGGAUAUCCCUAUACUUAAUCUCGCUGGACAAGAAGCAACUGAUGCAUUCAUUGCUUUUCAUCCAGGUACUGCUUGGAAACAUCUUGAUAACUUCUUUACUGGUUAUUAUUUGGAAGAGUAUGAGGUUUCUGAGGUAUCAAGGGAUUACAGAAAACUUUGUGUUGAAUUUGCUAAAGCUGGAUUAUUUGAAAAAAAGGGUCAUGGGGUUAUGUAUUCCUUCUGUUUUAUUGGUUUUUUGCUUUUCUUGACUUUCUAUGGUGUACUUUUUAGUAAUAGUUUCUUGAUUCAUAUGCUUUCUGGGGCAUUGUUGGGGUUAACUUGGAUGCAGAUUUCUUAUUUGGGUCAUGAUUCUGGUCAUUACAUAAUCAUGACAACUAAAGGAUUCAACAAAAUGGUACAGAUUAUGUCAGGGAAUUGUCUAACUGGGAUUAGUAUUGCUUGGUGGAAAUGGACUCAUAAUGCCCAUCAUGUGGCCUGUAAUAGCCUGGAUUAUGACCCUGAUCUUCAGCACUUGCCAGUUUUUGCUGUCUCUUCCAGUCUGUUUAAAUCAUUGAAUUCUACCUUCUAUGGAAGAGAGUUAACGUUCGAUUCCUUGGCGAAAUUCUUUGUCAGCUAUCAACAUUUUACGUUCUAUCCUAUCAUUUGUGUUUCCAGGGUGAAUUUAUUUGUCCAGACAUUGUUGCUAUUGUUCUCAAAGAGAAAAGUGCCUGAUAGACUUUUGAACAUAUUGGGGAUCAUGGUUUUCUGGACUUGGUUUCCGCUUCUUGUUCUCGCCUUGCCUAAUUGGACAGAGAGGGUGUUGUUUGUUCUUACAAGCUUUGCUGUGACUGGGAUUCAACAUGUUCAAUUCUGUCUGAAUCAUUUUGCUGCUGAUGUCUAUGUUGGACAGCCCAAGGGGAACGAUUGGUUUGAGAAACAAACAGCGGGGACUAUUGACAUUGAUUGUUCUCCUCUGAUGGAUUGGUUCUUUGGAGGAUUGCAGUUCCAGCUUGAGCAUCAUCUGUUUCCAAGGCUGCCUAGGUGCCAAUUGAGGAAAAUUUCUCCUAUUGUGCAGGAGCUGUGCAAAAAGCACAAUUUGCCCUACAAGAGUGUGUCCUUCUAUGAGGCCAAUAGGUGGACAAUAAGGACACUCAGGACCGCGGCAAUGCAGGCUAGGGGUCUGCUCUGGGAAGCUGUCAACACUCAUGGCUAAUAUAAUUUUUUUGCACGAUAUUGGAAAUUUUUGUAAGUUAUUGUUUGUUUUUAUUGCAAUUUGAUAAUGUUUAUUGUAUUGGUUGGAACAGAGAGGGAAUGGUUCUAAUUUCUCCGCUGCUUGCAAUACGAUUUGUAAUUUUGUUUCAGGAACAUACUUAAAACUGCUUCAGUGUAAAGUUACUACUAAAACUACCUGAAUCAAAUACUAUAUGCAUAUAUUAUCUGCAGCUGUA
This is a messenger RNA of Solanum dulcamara, 2056 nucleotides long. Its product is annotated as delta(8)-fatty-acid desaturase-like. NCBI's taxonomy places the organism in Eukaryota, Viridiplantae, Streptophyta, Magnoliopsida, Solanales, Solanaceae. Gene Ontology annotation, biological process: lipid metabolic process. The record is from RefSeq and is a predicted model, not a curated record. The transcript has a single exon. Gene Ontology annotation, molecular function: oxidoreductase activity, acting on paired donors, with oxidation of a pair of donors resulting in the reduction of molecular oxygen to two molecules of water. Bases 502 to 1821 code for a protein of 439 amino acids. Gene Ontology annotation, cellular component: membrane.